CUCCUGGAGUCAGUAGCUUAGUCAGUGACACUCACUAGGGCACACUAGCCACACAUAUGGUAGUAGCUCCUCUGCCAUCCUCACACACACGGCUGCGAAGACCUGCACUUGUCGGCACAUCUCUGAUCAACAGCACAGAACCUGGCCUCAGAAAAAUAGCCUCAUAGAGAGAGAGAGUGAGAGAGAAGGAGGGAGAGGUGGCUUCCAGCCCAUCGUGUUGAAACCUGACUGUUUCGUUGUUGUCACCGUGCUCUCUGGGGAGUUUGCAAGGUUGCCUCUGCUAGUUUCUCUGGGAUAGACAGCAGGAGCCAAGGAACCACUGAACCAGGGAUCUGUACCUGUGGGAUUACAAAGCAGUCCUCCUCCUGCUGGAGCUAAGGGCCUGCAGGGUUUCCUGUGCAGUCGUGGAAAGAGACCUAUGUGAUUUAUAUUAUAGAGAAUGGGCUUGGGCGGCUAAUGGAUUCCCAAACCUUAAGCAUUUGCCUUGUGUUUGACAUAGUCAAGAAUUAGCAAAUUGACCUCUUUCUUUCUUUCUUUCUUUCUUUCUUGCUUUUUUUCUUUAUUUCUUUCUCUCUCUCACUCACUCUCUCUCUCUCUCUCUCUCUCUCUCUCUCUCUCUCUCUUCCAACACUUUCUUUCUUUCCCCCUUUCUGUCACCCUCUCUUCCUCCCUGCUCUGGUCUCUCCAACACAGCCAGACUGUUGACUUGUCUCUGUGCGGCUCCUCGGCCUGACAAAGAACGUAGUUUUCCCCUCAUCUCUGACUCACUGUUUGCCCAGUAGGCUGGAAGUCGGUUGGAUGUUUGAAGCACAAUGUCUGUCGUGGGACCUACAUGAACAAGAAUGGACAUUUCCUCCAUGUAACAAAACAUUGGGAUGAACGAGAAGGGAACUUGAUUUACUUUUUUGCCUUUCCUUCGUAUCUCCGUUAUGCGAUAUGUCUACUUUUUGACCCCAUUUGUUACCUGACCGACGGAGAUAACGGACAAAGAGCAGGCUUGCAAACCUCCUCUUCCUCCUACUCUUCUUCCUCAUCUUCCUCCUGCUCAUCCCCCAUGGCUUGCUGCCUCUUCUCCGGCCACCAUGGCAGUUGGACCCCAGAUGAUGAAGGAGAUCACCACCAGCACAGCACACCGGGCGGCGAGGCAGGCAAUGCAGGGGAUGGCACCCCACCCCCGAAGCGCAAGGGCAAGUUCUCCACCCUGGGCAAGAUCUUCAAGCCCUGGAAAUGGCGCAAGAAGAAAAGCAGUGAGAAGUUUCAGGAAACUUCAGAAGUCCUGGAAAGAAAGAUGUCGAUGAGACGGCCACGGCAGGAGCUGAUCGAGCAAGGCGUGCUGAGGGAGCUUCCUGACAACGAAGCCGAUGACAGCCACCACAUGUCCAAGCCGCCUUAUGUGAAGAACGGACACACCCUACCAGUGAGGGGCCCUGGGGGUGGACGGGGCCACGAGGCCGGCAGGCACCCCUCCGACACGGACCACCACGCCAACCCAACCUGGCUGCCCCAGCUGGAGGAGCAGUGGGUGCGCGUCCCCCAGGACGUGGAGCGGCGCGGCGGGGCCUUGGGUCACCGGGCGCCAGCAGGCCAGGAGGAGCCCAGAGAAGGCCGGAGAGGAGGCCGGCAGGGCGGGGAGGAGCGGAGGCCGGGGCCAGGGCACGGACACGGACCGGGCUGGCAUACGGACGACGGGGGGCGGCGUGGGGGAGGAGGCCGAGGGCACCUGAACGGGGAGAAGAGGCCGGGUCUGCAGAAGGGACUGUCCGAGGACGGCCGGAGGAUGCGGUCCGAGGCCGAAUGGAAGCCCACCCUCCCCAGGCACGCGUCUACUGAGGAGGGGAGAGGACGCAGAGAGUCUGACAGUCACUUUGUGCCCGACUGCGAUGCCAUCCGGGACACCUUGCGGGAACCCCUGCCCCCGAAACAGUCAGUCAUGCCUCCGAAGUGGCUGAUGACCUCCACCCCAGAGCCGGGCACCGAGGGGCCGCCCCGGACCCCUGUCCACAACCCCCCCGCCGCCUUCUCCUCGGCCUCCUCAUCGUCCGCCGGUGGUGGCAGCAAGCCUCUCAGGGCAGUGUCGUCCGCUGGUGGCAACACGCAGUCUUCGGGCACGCUGCCACCACCCUCGUCCUCUGCUGCCUCUGGUGGUGGUGGUGCCACCCAGCAGGCGAAGCAGCCCCCGGUCCCGCCCCCCAAACCCGUCAACCGCAACAGCAACGCUGGCAUGCUGGCAGCGGCCAAUCUCCACGGGGGAGAUAACCCCCAGCUGCCCCUCUACUGGUCCUGCUGGAAGCGGGAGGGCGAGUACGACGUCUACCUGUCCCUGCCCGUCUACCUGUGCAAGCGUCCGGGAGCUGUCCGCGCAGCUGAGAUCCACCAGAUCAGUGGAGGCCACAGCAUGGUUCCUGCCAAGCCCUCCCCACCCAUGCCCCCUAAGAGAACCACACCGGUCACCAAGCGCAACACUGAGGACCCCUCUUCCUCCUCCACCUCCUCCACCCUCCCUCCCCAGAGCUCCCCGGCCUCUUCCGCCCUGACCCCAGAAGACUUCUCCGGCCUGCCCGCGGGCUUCCAGCUGCCCCCGCCGCCUCCCUCCCCACCCCUGCCCUCCCACAUCCCCCCCUCGCCCCCACGGCUGGCCCACACGCACUCCCACCUGCUGCCCCACCAGCACUCCUACCCGCACCCCAUCCCCCAGCCCAUCCCGCCGCCCCAGUUCGACGCCUCCAGCCCAGAGGAGGAGGAAGAGGAGCCCCCACGCCAGGCGCCCGUGCCGCUGCACAUCAUGAUCCAGCGGGCGCUCAACUCGCCCGGGCCGGCCGUGCCACACCCGGACAGCUCGCAGCGCUCCGCCCACGCGCUGCUCUUCGAGACGCCGCCCGAGUACGCCGCCGACGCCCGCGGUCGACCACUUCAGGUCACCAUCCAGCCCCUCAAGAUGCACGACGACGACUACUCGGACGAGGACGAGGAGGACGACGAGAUGGACGAGGAGGACGAGCCUCCGUCAGAGCACCUGCACCCCACUCAGCCGGAGCUGGAGCCGCGGAGCCGGCGGUGCAUUGUGGGCGACCCCAGCAUCAGCGUCAUCCCCGAGGGGGGCGACAGCAGCGAGGAGGAAGACGAGGAAGACGAAGAGGACGGAGCGCGGCGCAUGGGGGAGGAGAGUGACUCCGACGGGCCAGUGCUCUACAAGGACGAAGACUCGGACGAGGAUGAGGAGGACGAGGAGCCACCUAGCGCUCUGGCUAGCCGGGUGAAGCGGAAGGACACUCUGGCGCUCAAGUUGAGCAGCCGGCCAUCGGCCCCAGACCGCCAGCAGGCGGAGCGGGAACGCCCGGUGAGGGACCGGCCGCCGGGGCCAGACUGGCCAGGCCGAGGCGAGCACACAGGCCUCUCGUGGCAGAGCAAGGAGCAGUGGGAGGCCAUCCGUGCACAGAUCGGCACCGCGCUGACGAGACGCCUGAGCCAGCGGCCUACAGCAGAGGAGCUGGAGCAGAGAAAUAUCCUUCAACCCAAGAACCAGGCCGACCGGCAGGCCGAGGUCCGCGAGAUCAAACGCAGACUCACCAGGAAGCUGAGCCAGAGGCCCACUGUGGCUGAACUCCAGGCCAGGAAGAUCUUGCGUUUCCACGAGUAUGUAGAAGUGACCAGUGCGCAGGACUACGACCGCCGUGCUGACAAGCCCUGGACCAAGCUCACGCCUGCAGACAAGGCUGCAAUCCGGAAAGAGCUGAACGAGUUCAAGAGCUUAGAGAUGGAAGUCCAUGAAGAGAGCAGAAUCUAUACAAGGUUCCAUCGGCCCUAGCCCCCUUGCAAAACUGGACUAUGAAGCACUUACCUGCCGAAAGGCAGCAAGGCCAAGACGUGCAUUUCUGCUGGAGCCUCAGGGUCCUAGUGCCACCCGCCUCUCUCUCUCUCUGUGUCUCUCUCUCUCUCUCUCUCUGUCGGACUGCCUUCAACGUUUCUGAAUGUACUGUAUAGACCAACAGGGAAACCUGGACCACCACUUAAAAGCAAAAAAAAAAAAAAAAAAAAACACUCAUCAGUCCCAUCCGCUCACAUAUGUAAAUAUUAACAAAAAUGCACAGAGGGGCGGAAGCGCAGAGGCUGCCAGGUCAAGCCUGGAGGAAUAGCUGCAGUAUUUCUCCCCCACCACCGGGGGGCAGUCACGUGCCAAGGCACUAAUGUGGCUUUUUUGGAGGGGACGCAGGACUAAACCAUUACACAAGAAGAGGGACAAGGUAUGUGGUGGCUUAACACACACCUGCGACAGUCCUCAGGGAGCAGUUCAGGAAGCGGACACACCUCCCUCUCCACCCAGUCCGCUCUGUUUGGGAGCGUUCAGGAGAUCACUGUUUACUCUCUCUUGCGCUCUCUCUCUCUCAGCUUUUACAUUGGUAUGGCACAGUUGUUUCGCUCUGUGGAACUGUAAUAAAAUUAUUCACAUUAAUAGUAAGAAUGAUGAUAAUUAUAAUAAUAAUAUCUAUGGUGACAAUACAGUAAUAAAGCAUACAGUAAUAAUAAGUGUUAGUUACCGGUUGCUAUGAAGAGAGUGGGCGUGGACAGCCAGAAGGACUGCAAGGCUGUCCAUGCAUGAAGGCACAAGCUCUGGGAUUACGUGUUUAUACGUGAGUGUAUGUAUGUGUGUAUAGACUGUUGUAAUAUUUGUCAUUUAGACUGACAGUUUGGAAGGUUAUUAUCAUAAGAUGACUGUAAUUGUCAAAGGUUUUUUUUUUUUCAUUCUGAACACAACAUUAUGGCCUUUCAUGAAACUUUCUUUGAAGGUUGCCAGGUUACAGUUGCCAUUUUAGCCACGAAUUUAGAGGACAAAGAAAAUAGUAUCAUUAUUUUAGUUGCACUUUUUCUCUUUGUUUUUAUUUUAUUUUAUUUUUUUUACAUGUUUUACAAUUUCAAAAUUUCCUAUUGCUGCUGUUGUCAUAUAAUGAGGUGCAGAUCAGGUUCAUUUCAGGUUAGAAAUAAUUGAUCUGUUGUGAAGCCCUGAAACACAAGGUCCACAGGUGUUCAACCUGAUAUUGCACACUAAUUAUAGUAAUAGAGCAGACGUACCAGUCAGAAUGUACAGACAGUGCUCCAAAAAGCACUGAAACAUGUAUGUUUUAGCAGAUGAAGACAGCGACUGAAUAAAAAGGUUCACUGAACACUUUUUAAAAUUGAUUUUUAUUUUCUUGUGGCAUACAGGGAAACAAUUUUGGCAGGAACAUCCAUAUUUUUCACUGCUUCUCAAGUGUGUCUCAUAAUUCAUGGCCAGUAGAAGAGAAAGUGUUCUGAUGUAUAGACUGAUUCUGUAGAUUAAACUGGCUGUGUAUAUCUGGUCUUCCUUUUAUUUUGAAAAAUAUUUUAAAUAUAAUAAAUGUGAUAUAGGUUGCUAUUUUUUUAAGCAAAAAAUAGUGUAUGAUUCUACAAGGACUCUACAAGAAUGGGGAUGCCUAUUCUAUUAUAGAGAUGUACUGUAUGUUUCUUUUUUUAAUAUGACAGUAAUAUUUCAGUAACUGACGAUAACAAUUUCUCAUAGCUGUAAAGUCAUCUCAAAAUCUCAAUUAAAUGCUUUGAGUAUUAAGAAACUUGUGUUGUCAAACGUCAUGUUUCUAAUCAAUGCCUGCACUUCUGAAAAAUAAAUGUAGGCUAUUGUUA
This is a messenger RNA of Alosa sapidissima (American shad), 5652 nucleotides long. RefSeq names its product phosphatase and actin regulator 4b (gene phactr4b). The record is from RefSeq and is a predicted model, not a curated record. Gene Ontology annotation, biological process: actin cytoskeleton organization; neural crest cell migration. The transcript is spliced from 14 exons. Bases 833 to 3805 code for a protein of 990 amino acids. Gene Ontology annotation, molecular function: actin binding. NCBI's taxonomy places the organism in Eukaryota, Metazoa, Chordata, Actinopteri, Clupeiformes, Clupeidae.